AUGGAGGACGAGGUGACGGUGGAGAGCGUCGCUGCGCCACACCUGGCGGGCCCGACGGGCUCGCCGCUCACCUUCCUCGGAGUGUACGACGGGCACGGAGGCAGGGCGUGCGCGCGGUUCGCCGCGGAGAAGCUGCACGCGGCGCUGCUCGCUGCGGAGGCGUUCGAGAGGGGGGCGGUGCUCCCCGCCCUGAGGGAGGCGUUCCUCCUCACCGACGACGCCUUCCGCCAGACCGAGGCCGACUCGGGCGCCUGCGCGCUCGUUGCGCUCAUCGUCGGCGGCCGCCUCUUUGUGGCGCACGUCGGCGACUCGCGCGCGGUGCUGUGUUCGGGGGCGGGCGGUGCGGCGGUGCGGCUGACCGAGGACCACAAGCCGGACGAGAGGGGCGAGCGGGCGCGCAUCGAGCGCGCGGGCGGCGAGGUUGUCUUUGGAGGCCGCUGCUGGCGCGUCACGCACCCGCGCACGCAAAUGAUGCUCGCGACGUCCCGCUCCCUCGGGGACAUCGCCUUCAAGCAGUCUUGGGAGCGGGCGGCCGCGGAGGCGAGGGAGGCGCCCCCGCCGCUCGGCGAGGGCAGCGCCGCGCCGGAGCUUCCGCAGCUGCUGCUCGCCGAGCCGACCGUUGCGGAGCGGCCUCUCUGCGCCGCAGACCGGUUCGUCAUCCUCGCGUGCGACGGCGUCUGGGACGUGCUGACCGACCAGCAGGCGUGCGACUGCGUGCGGAGCGCGCUGGCCGCGGAGAACGCGACUCCCACCGAGGCGGCCAAGAAGCUGGCGGGCGAGGCGUACGCCGCCGGCUCGACCGACAACAUCUCCGUGGUGGUUGCUGCCAUCCUGCCGUACUUGUGA
Messenger RNA from Emiliania huxleyi CCMP1516, 846 nucleotides. RefSeq lists its product as hypothetical. Gene Ontology annotation, molecular function: protein serine/threonine phosphatase activity; cation binding. NCBI's taxonomy places the organism in Eukaryota, Haptophyta, Isochrysidales, Noelaerhabdaceae. The record is from RefSeq and is a predicted model, not a curated record. Bases 1 to 846 code for a protein of 281 amino acids. The transcript is spliced from 2 exons. Gene Ontology annotation, biological process: protein dephosphorylation.